Molecule: messenger RNA, 561 nt
Organism: Melanaphis sacchari
Lineage: Eukaryota; Metazoa; Arthropoda; Insecta; Hemiptera; Aphididae
Product: bicaudal D-related protein homolog
Exons: 3
Source: RefSeq, a predicted model, not a curated record
CUUUCCCAGGCAGAAGCGGAACUCCGGCACAAGUGUCGUCUUCUGGAAGACGCACAGCAGCUACAACAUGGCAGCGGCAAAUGGACAGGGAUCGGAGGAGUUGGAUCGCCCACAUCCAUGACCAACGGCGGUUCCACCACUGAUUACGGGUCGCUGACGCCAGACGACUACCGCAGCCUGGACGUGUUGCGUGAUGAGAUCGAUAUGAAAGCGGCAGAGAAACAACGACUACAGAAGAGGAUGGCUGAGUUGCGAGCCGACCGCGAUCGGUUGGCCGAACUACUCGAACUCAAAGAUCGCCAGCUAGCCGAGUGCCGAGCUGAGGCGAACCAUUACGAGCACAGGGAGAUCGAACAGGACCGCCACCGGUUGCGCAGACAGUUGGCACAGUCAAAGGCCGAGUGCGAGCAACGGUGCCAUGAGCUGCAGGCCGAUCUCAGAGACCUGCAGGCGGUGCUCGACAGCCGGGAACGUCAGCUGCGCGAGGCGGACAAACAGAAACGAGCCGUGGUCCGAGAGCUUACGGACCAGAAUGGCAGGUUGCAGUCGCACAUCAGAGAG